AUGCCUUCUCCUUCUUCUUCACCCCUCACUGUACUCUCCAAAUGCACUUUAUACCCUAACCAGAAGUCCACCCUCUCAGACCUCAAGCUCUCCAUCUCCGACCUUGCCAUGCUCUCUUGUCACUACAUUCAAAAAGGUUGUCUCUUCCCCCUGCCUUCUCUACCCUUUCACUCUCUCCUCCCGCACCUCAAGUCCUCCCUCUCUCGCACUCUCUCUCACUUCCCUCCUCUCGCCGGCCGCCUUACUACUGAUUCCCACGGCUAUGUUUACAUCACCUGCAACGACGCCGGCGUCGACUUCCUCCAUGCCUGCGCCCCCGGUUACUGCAUUCGCGACCUCUUGUCCCCACCCGACGUCCCUGACCCCUUUAAGCGUUUCUUCACCUUUGACAAAAAGGUCAGUUACACCGGCCACUUCAGCCCACUUUUGGCCGUUCAGGUCACCGAGCUUGCAGACGGGGUCUUCAUCGGUUGUGCCAUGAACCAUGCCAUCGCUGACGGCACGUCGUUCUGGAAUUUCUUCAAUACCUUCGCCGAAGUGUGUAGAGAGGCCACUAAAAUCUCCAACGUACCCGAUUUCCGUCGGGAUUCGAUUCUGAUUUCCAAAGCGGUCCUAAAAUUUCCCGAAGGGGGGCCAGAGGUCACGUUCAAUCCAUACGAACCAUUGAGGGAGAGAAUUUUCAGCUUCAGCAGAGAAGCCAUACAAAAACUGAAAGCCACCGUGAACAGCCAGAAACUCAGAACUGACGAGGAGCUUAACGCCAUCGAGUGGAUAGGGAAGCAAAGCAACGAUAAUUACCAUAACAACAAAGGCAAAGUUGAGGAGAUAUCGUCGUUCCAGUCACUUUGCGCGCUGCUAUGGCGAGGCGUGACGCGUGCGAGGAAGUUGCAUCCGUCGAAAACGACAGUGUUUAAGAUGGCAGUGAACUGUCGAAUGAGAUUAGCACCCAAAUUGAAUCCAUACUAUUUCGGGAACGCGAUUCAGAGCAUACCCACGUAUGCCACCGCAGAGGACGUCCUGUGUAGGGGUCUACGGUGGUGUGCGGAGGAGCUGAACAAGAACGUGAAGGCGCACGAUGACGCUAAGGUGAGGCAUCUCGUAGAGGAAUGGGAGAGUAACCCGAGGUGCUUCCCGCUGGGGAAUCCGGACGGCACAGCGGUGACGAUGGGGAGCUCGCCAAGAUUUCCGAUGUACGAUAACGACUUCGGUUGGGGGAGGCCUGUGGCUGUUCGGAGCGGGGGAGCGAACAAGUUCGACGGGAAGAUAUCGGCUUUUCCGGGGAGAGAAGGAGGUGGGAGCGUGGAUUUAGAGGUGUUAUUGGCGCCGGAGACGAUGGAGGGGCUGGAAUCGGACCUGGAGUUCAUGGCUUACGCAUCGAGUUCUUGGUGCAAUUGAUGACGAUGCUCUGACUAACGUGGACCCUUUGUUUUUUUAGAUUAGUGCUGAUGAUUUGAAUUGUGACAUCUGUGGUUUUU
Molecule: messenger RNA, 1475 nt
Organism: Neltuma alba
Lineage: Eukaryota; Viridiplantae; Streptophyta; Magnoliopsida; Fabales; Fabaceae
Exons: 1
Coding region: 1-1395 (464 amino acids)
Source: RefSeq, a predicted model, not a curated record